GCCGUUUCGCAUCUGAUCCUUUUUGGUCCAGGCCGCGCGCUGUCCAGGGUUCCGUGCGUUGCCAUAGAAACCGUGAGCGCUGAGGGGCUAGCGGCGAAGAGGUGGGGCUACGUGGGACUCGAGCGUUAUGUCUUUCCGCGACCUCCGCAAUUUUACAGAGAUGAUGAGAGCCUUGGGAUACCCUCGACAUAUUUCUAUGGAAAAUUUCCGCACACCAAAUUUUGGACUUGUAUCUGAAGUGCUUCUCUGGCUUGUGAAAAGGUAUGAACCUCAGACUGACAUCCCUUCUGAUGUUGAGACUGAACAAGACCGAGUUUUCUUCAUUAAGGCGAUUGCCCAGUUCAUGGCCACCAAGGCACAUAUAAAACUCAAUACUAAGAAGCUUUAUCAAGCAGAUGGGUAUGCAGUGAAAGAACUAUUGAAGAUCACCUCCGUCCUUUAUAAUGCUAUGAAGACCAAAGGGAUGGAGGGCUCUGAAAUAGGAGAGGAAGAUAUCAGCAAAUUCAAGUUUGAUCUUGGCUCAAAGAUUGCAGAUUUGAAAGCAGCCAGGCAGCUUGCUUCUGAAAUCACCUCCAAAGGAGCAUCUCUGUAUGACUUGCUGGGCAAGGAGGUAGAGUUGAGGGAACUGAGAACAGAAGCAAUUGCCAGACCUCUGGAAAUAAACGAGACUGAAAAAGUGAUGAGAAUUGCAAUAAAAGAUAUUUUGGCACAGGUUCAGAAGACUAAAGACCUGCUCAAUAAUGUGGCCUCUGAUGAAGCUAAUUUAGAAGCUAAAAUUGAAAAGAGGAAAUUAGAACUGGAAAGAAAUCAGAAGCGACUCCAGACUCUGCAGAGUGUCAGGCCAGCCUUUAUGGAUGAAUAUGAGAAGAUUGAGGAAGAACUGCAAAAGCAGUAUGACAUUUAUCUAGAGAAAUUUCGAAAUCUUGCUUAUCUGGAACAACAGCUAGAGGAUCAUCAUAGGAUGGAGCAAGAGAGGUUUGAGGAAGCUGAAAAUACUCUCCGUCUGAUGCAGAACAAGCUAAAGGAAGAAGAAAAGCGACUGCUCAAGAGUGGAAGUCAGCCAGCAGAGCCAGAAGCAGUCCUAAGUGAUAAGCCUGCAUGGAGUUUAUUCCUUCCCAAGAGGCCUGGCACAGGUAACGAUGACUCGGACAUUGACAUCCAGGAAGAUGAUGAAUCUGACAGUGAACUGGAAGAGAGACAGCUGUCCAAGCCACGGACAGCCAUGGAGGUGCUCAUGCAAGGAAGACCCAGCAAACGCAUCGUGGGCACAAUGCAAGGUGGAGACUCUGAUGACAACAUGGAAGCAGCACCAGCUUUCUUAGGUAAAUGCAAGACUUCCAGCUCCAAGAAGCAGGAAGACUCAGAGGACAGUGAAAUUGACAUGGAAGAUGAUGAAGACGAUGAUGAUGAUUUGGAAGAUGAGAGCAUCGCUCUCUCACCAGCUAAGCCCAGUCGAAGGGUUCGGAAACCUGAGCCCCUGGAUGAGAGUGACAAUGACUUCUGAAGUUCUUGCUAAGGGACCCACCCAGGCAGAUUAAAAUGCUCAGAUUUGUAGGUAACUGGGAAAUUAGAAGGUUAGAAAGGGAACAUAUAUUCUGUUCACUAAGCCAGCUGGACUCAUUAUCAAUGAAGCAAUACCUAUUUCUGCUUUAGCCUCCUAUGUGUUACUCCACAAAGCUUAAACAAGAACUGAAGCAAAUCCCAAAGGUGAUUUUUUUUUUUGCCUUAUUUAUCUCCUAAAACUUGAGAAAUGCAUGUUAGUGAUUCACAUCCACAGGAUAAAAACUCAAGGAGAAGUGAGGGCCAGCAUGGUCUUGGCUAUUGUUGUUGUCACACAUUUCCUCUGAGAGUCAGUAGGACAGACCUGGGGCUGGGACUGGGCACAUGGACUCAUUUUAGGAAUCAUAGGGGGGUGUCUGACUAUUAAUCACUUAUACAGUUUAGAACAUCUACUGUAUAUCAGCUUUUAAUGCUAGCCUUUAUUUCAUUUUAUAGUCUUAUUUUCCUUCUGCAUGCUCACAAUACCAAGCUUUAAAUGUAUUUUACUAAAAUUUUAUGAAUAAAAGUUAGCUAAGUUAGAUGAAACUUUCCUUGAAUCUCAGGCAACAGAGAGAGGCUCCAGAUUAUAAAUAUUCCAUUUUCUCAAAGAAGGCUGACAUUCCUCCUUAGGAAAGCAAAUUAAGGAAAAAGUGUUAAUACGUAUUUGUAUUUCUGACUUAAAAAAAAAAAACAGAAUUGAAUUAGGUGGAGUAGCACUAGAAGAGUUUCCCCGUUGUGAAAUGAAAAGUGACAGAUGGAGUUGUUUUGUUUUGUUUUUUUAAUAUGGAAAGCACAGAGCAGUUUUCAUUUAUUUUUCAUUAUAUAGUCAGAAGACUUCUGAAGUUACUUAUCCCUUAAUAAAUGUAUUUAAUACCAUAUUUUUAUAUUAUUAAAUAAGUUUUACUUGUAAGUAUAAUUAUUUUGUUUAUUUGCACCUGUAACAUAUAAAUACUUAUUCAAGAAAAGUUCACAAGUUAAUGUGGUACAUGAAAAUUUUAGGAGACUAUGUGACAAUUAUUUCUAUCAUCUUUGCUUUUUUCUCUAUCUUUUCCUAAAUUUGAUGUAUGAGAUUACUCCUUUUUUAAACAUUCAGCAUUCAGUUAAUUCACCAGUAAUCUGAGAUGUGCCAUCUUUGAAACAAUAAGCUAAAAAGGAAAUAGGUGUGUCAGGAGCCGUGCUAACCACCUCAGGUGCCAUGGCUUCUCAGGUUUAAAAAAAGGAGUGACUGCAUCUUCUUGGAUGUUUUAGCUUUGGUUUACCUGAGUCUGAGCCGACUUAUAUUUU
Molecule: messenger RNA, 2823 nt
Organism: Ceratotherium simum simum (southern white rhinoceros)
Lineage: Eukaryota; Metazoa; Chordata; Mammalia; Perissodactyla; Rhinocerotidae
Gene: IFT38
Product: intraflagellar transport 38
Biological process (GO): cilium assembly
Cellular component (GO): intraciliary transport particle B; microtubule organizing center; cilium
Source: RefSeq, a predicted model, not a curated record